CUUCUCCCCGCCUUUGAUCUGCGCUUGAGCUGCUGCUGCUGCUGCUGCUGCAGCUCAAAGCAGAGCUGUGCGGUGCGGUGCGGUGCAGGAGCUGCGGCGCUGACAUGGUGAGCGGACCGGUGCGGGAAACACGCCUUUCGCCGGUCUGCUGUCCACUUUUUGGGAUCUUUAACCAACAGCCUGCUCUUUUUUUGAUCAGCUCAAAGCAGUAGGUGGCCGUCAAGAUGUUUUGGAGGCUUCCACACAGCUUGUCGCUCCUGCUAGCUGCACAUAUCGUCUUCUCAGCUUUGAUCAGCGUGGGAGCCAUGGAGGGGAGCAGAGAGUGCAGAGAGCAGGAGUACAAGGACCGCUUCGGGAACUGCAAACCCUGCAAACAGUGCGAUGCAGGACAGGAGCUUUCUAAGGAAUGUGGCUUUGGUUAUGGAGAGGAUGCCCGGUGCGUGCCUUGUCGGAGCAGCCGCUUCAAAGAGGACCGGAGCCUGCAGAAGUGCAAACCCUGUCUGGACUGUGGCCUCAUCAACCGCUUCCAGAAGGGCAACUGCUCCACCACCAGCAACGCCGUGUGUGGCGACUGUCUGCCGGGAUUUUAUAGGAAAACAAAAUUAAGUGGAUUCCAGGACAUGGAGUGCAUACCUUGUGGGGACCCUCCGCCUCCAUACGAGCCCAAUUGUAGUGGGCGUGUGAACCUGGUGCCUCUGCCCUCCGUGGUGACGAGUCCUCGUGACGUGGCGCUGGCCGCAGUCAUCUGCAGCGCUCUGGCGACGGUCCUGCUGGCGCUGCUGGUUCUGUGCGUCAUCUACUGCAAGAGGCAGCUGCUGGAGAAGAAGCCCAGCGCUUCCUCUCUGAGGUCUCAGGACUGUCCCUACAGCGGGGCGGAGCUCUCCUGUCUGGACGCCCGCUGGCUCCACGACUUCCCCCACAGAACCUGCUGCCAGUGUCACCUGGACUCCGGACACCACUGUGGUCCAGUACACCUGAACCCCUCUCUGUGCUGUGAUGAGAGUUGCAGUGUGGGCUGCAGCCAGGAUGUCAGUCCUUUCCAGUCACAGAUGAGCCUCAGUGAUGAAAAUAGACACCGACAUGAAGAAGAUACUCCAAUGUGGCUGGAAGGCCACACAGAGCCCGAGUGUGAGGGAGCGGAUGAAAUGACAGGAAGCGUCGAGUCUCCUGAAUACUUGGAGCUUCCUCUCUGUGGAGUCGACCCAGCAGGAGGAAGCGAGGAGGGAGGAGAGGAAGGGGAAGGAUUGAUGGAGUAUUCAUGUGAAAGGAGGGGAGAGGACUGCAGUGACACUGUGACUGAUGCACUUCUUCCUAAACAGCAAGGGCAAACGCAGGAAGGGUGACGUGGACGUCUCUGGCUUGAACCCCCGCCUGGACUCGACAACAGCCACGGCCAGAUUCAGUCUCGGAUUCCUACCUAGUCUCCCCACGCGCACAGAAACGCAACAACACAGACACAACGGCGGCCGUGCCGUCCCCUCGAAAUGCCUCGUCGGUGAACCUCAGAGCCCCUCCGUCAGAUGGUCCAAACAAAACGCGUACGCGCAUCCCCCCACAGGAGCGCUGCCGCAGAUGGAUGACAACGCUAAAACACACCGAGAAUGUGAACUCGAUGGCCCACUGGGUUCGAUCAUAUGAAGUUGAAACGUGACUUUUACCAGUGAAGCAAAGUGAAUCCUGAGAAUGUCUCGCAUCGUCACAUGUAGGAGAAUCUAAACUUGUACUGCUCGUCUAGAAGCGGGUGUUAUGAAGCUUUUGUGUAAAAGUUUGACAAAAUGUCUCAAAAGUGAAAAAGUUGCACAUCAAAGACAAUCUUGAUCGUACGGAGCAGGUUGGAACGAGGAAUGUCUAAGUGAUAAACGCCCUGUAGAUACUGUAUUAUACUUAAUAGGUCAAUAUUUUUGUUACGGACUGUAGACUUGACUGCAUGCUUGCCUUUCUCAGCUCUGUUCAUGGAAAAAUGGAAACUUCUGUCCAUGUAGCAUUGUAAAUAAACCUCUGAAACAAAAUGA
This is a messenger RNA of Poecilia latipinna (sailfin molly), 2012 nucleotides long. Its product is annotated as tumor necrosis factor receptor superfamily member 19. Lineage: Eukaryota; Metazoa; Chordata; Actinopteri; Cyprinodontiformes; Poeciliidae. The coding region runs from base 225 to 1343 and encodes 372 amino acids. The record is from RefSeq and is a predicted model, not a curated record. The transcript is spliced from 10 exons. Gene Ontology annotation, cellular component: plasma membrane. Gene Ontology annotation, molecular function: signaling receptor activity; protein binding. Gene Ontology annotation, biological process: positive regulation of canonical NF-kappaB signal transduction; positive regulation of JNK cascade.